Molecule: messenger RNA, 5565 nt
Organism: Chelmon rostratus (copperband butterflyfish)
Lineage: Eukaryota; Metazoa; Chordata; Actinopteri; Chaetodontiformes; Chaetodontidae
Gene: nrp2a
Product: neuropilin 2a
Exons: 18
Coding region: 746-3490 (914 amino acids)
Biological process (GO): angiogenesis; vascular endothelial growth factor signaling pathway; axon guidance
Cellular component (GO): membrane
Molecular function (GO): semaphorin receptor activity; vascular endothelial growth factor receptor activity
Source: RefSeq, a predicted model, not a curated record
CACGGGACACACGCCGGUGUCGGAGCGGAGCACAGGCUGUGCGGAGCCGCUACCAGAGAGACACACACACGGGAGAGAGUAGCGGUUGCCGCAGGAGGUGGCACGACAGGAGCGGUCUUUAUGGGAAGCAGCACUUUCUCUUAUUAAUUUCUCUGUGACUUUUGUGCCGCAUUAAAAAGCAGCUUGUGCCGCUCGGACUGAGGCUUCCAAGGCUUUGGGAGCUGCUACUCGGGACUUUAGCUUGUCACCACCAAGCCCCUUCAGGAGAGCCAACCCUCGUGUGCGCAAAAUACGCGGGGACGCAGUGUGGGAGAUACGGGGGCUCGGAGCCUCUCAGUCGGAACUUGACGCGCCCUGGAGCCGCUGUCCAGACCCUCCGGAGCGCACGUAUCGCCUCCCAGCUGCGGAGCGCACGUAGUAUCGAUAAAGGAGUUUGCUCACUAAUUUUUGGAUGAGGUGGAGUGGCACCGCAAAUGGACAGACUUAAAAGGCUAAAGGGCUGCGCAAUUAAAAUCUCUCCAAUUCUAUUCAGUGACAUGUAGUUGGCACAUAGUUUUCUCCACCGAUGGUUUAAAAAAAAAAACGACGUGGGAUUAUUACUGAGCUGGUCUAGUUUUGGCUGCUGCCAGCGGUUUUUGGUCCGAAAGCGGUGUGGAUUUUUUUUGGAGCAACAGAAUCAUUUGUGACCUACGAGGUGGAAACAUUAGAAACUUAAGUCUCUCCACGAGUUUCUGCGUCGUCCAAGAUGGAUUUUGUGGCAUCGUUGAUUGGAUUUUUAAUGGCAAUGUGUCAUCUGGCAUCGAGAGUCACGGGAGAAGAUGUGCCAGAGUGCGGAGGUGUCUUAGACGCCAGCGAGGCGGGUUACAUCACCUCUCCCGGGUAUCCUCUGGAGUACCCGCCUCAUCAGAACUGUCACUGGAUCAUCACGGCACCGGAGCCCUCGCAGCGCAUCGUCCUCAACUUCAACCCACACUUUGAGAUCGAGAGGCUGGACUGCAAGUAUGACUUCAUCGAGAUCCGCGAUGGGACUUCGGACACGGCUGACGUCCUGGGCCGACACUGCAGCAACAUCGCCCCAGCGCCAAUCAUCUCAUCUGGACCCUCCCUCCAGAUCAGAUUCGUGUCAGACUACGCCCACCAAGGGGCGGGCUUCUCUCUGCGCUACGAGAUCUUCAAAACAGGGUCGGAAUUCUGCUUCCGCAAUUUCACCAGCCCCUCUGGCAUGAUCGAGUCCCCGGGGUUCCCGGAUAAAUACCCGCAUAAUCUGGAGUGCUCCUACAUGAUCAUCGCCCCGCCCCACAUGGACAUCACCCUCACGUUCCUGACCUUUGACCUUGAGAACGAUCCCCUGCUGGUGGGAGAGGGCGACUGCAAGUACGACUGGCUGGACGUGUGGGACGGCCUGCCGCAAGUGGCUCCUUUGAUUGGCCGCUACUGCGGGACAAAGAUCCCUCCAGAGAUCCAGUCGUCCUCCGGCCUGCUGUCCCUCUCCUUCCACACCGACAUGGCCGUGGCCAAGGACGGCUUCUCCGCCCGAUACAACAUGACGCACAAAGAAGUCAGCGACUCGUUCCACUGUAGCAUGGCGCUCGGUAUGGAGUCGGGGAAGAUCAGCGACGAUCAGAUCACAGCUUCCACAACCUUCUACGACAACCGCUGGUUGCCACGGCAGGCCCGCCUCAACAACGACGACAACGCCUGGACACCUUCAGAGGACAGCAACAAGGAGUAUAUACAGGUUGACCUCCACUUCCUGAAGGUUCUGACAGGCAUCGCUACACAGGGCGCCAUCUCAAAGGAGACGCAGAAGUCCUACUACGUCACUACCUUCAAACUGGAGGUCAGCACCAACGGCGAGGACUGGAUGGUCUACCGUCACGGCAAGAACCACAAGAUUUUUCAUGCCAACACAGACCCAGCUGAGGUGGUUCUGAACCGGGUCCCGCAGCCAGUUUUGGCCCGGUUCGUCCGGAUCAGACCGCAGACCUGGAGGAACGGCAUCGCCCUGCGUUUCGAGCUCUACGGAUGCCAGAUUACAGAUGCCCCGUGUUCAGACCUGCAGGGCCUGCUCUCCGGCCUGCUCCCUGAUGCCCAGAUCUCAGCCUCCUCCAGCAGGGACAUGGUGUGGAGUCCUGGGACCGCCCGUCUGGUGGCCAGCCGCUCCGGCUGGUUCCCGGCACCUGCACAGCCCCUGGCUGGAGAGGAGUGGCUUCAGGUGGACCUCGGUGUGCCGAAGACCGUGCGCGGCGUAAUCACCCAGGGGGCGCGGGGAGGGGACGCAGGAAGCGGGGCAACCACAGAUAACCGGGCCUUUGUCAGGAAGUACAAAGUGGCACACAGCCUGAAUGCAAAAGAGUGGAAUUUCAUCAUGGACAGCAAAACUAGCCUGCCCAAGAUCUUUGAGGGGAACACACACUACGACACCCCAGAGCUGCGUCAUUUCGAGGAGACAGUGGCCCAGUACAUCAGGCUGUAUCCAGAGAGGUGGUCUCCAGCAGGGAUUGGAAUGAGAGUGGAGAUACUGGGCUGUGACCUUCCAGAAACCACCACGCCGGCGGACACCGUCACGCCCACUCUGCCCGCUGACAUGGAAACCACCACGGUCCCCAUUACGACUACAGCAGCCACCUCUCCUCCAUCAGACAGCGUGUGUGACUUUGACCACGGCCUGUGUGGGUGGACGCACGACCCCAACGCCCCUCUCCUCUGGUCCCUGCACAGCCACGAGCUCAACAGCUACCUGUACAUGGACGCCAGCCUAAAGACAGAGCAGCAGCGAGCCCGCCUCGUGAGCCCCGUGGUGGCGGCCGACACCGGGCCCCUCUGCCUCCUCUUCUCCUAUCAGCUGUGGGGGGAGGCCCAGGGCCACCUGAAGGUCCUGCUGCGGGAUGCCCACAACGAGGAGACCGUCCUGUGGACGCUGAAAGAUGACCAGGGCCCUGUCUGGAAGGAGGGUCGCACCAUCCUGCCUCGCUCCCCAAAAGACUUCCAGGUUGUGAUGGAGGGUUUCUUUGUGCACGGCACCAGAGGACACAUCUGGAUCGACAACAUCCACAUGAGCUCCAGUAUCCCUCUGAAAGAGUGUACACAACCCUUUGCAGCCUUCUCUCCUGAAAAUCCAGUUAAGAGACCCAACGAGUUUGGAGAUGGGCGACUUUUCAGUGGCAGAGACCCUCUAGGUGGAGUUUUACAGUUCCCCGAGUGGAACACGCCAUCCCCGUCAUCUGAGCCUCCGGUGACGCGUGUCUCAGAGAAGGACAACUCGUGGCUGUACACCCUGGACCCCAUCCUGGUCACCAUCAUCGUCAUGAGCUCCCUGGGCGUCCUGCUCGGGGCGGUCUGCGCCGGCCUCCUCCUGUACUGCACCUGCUCCUACAGCGGCCUGUCGUCACGCUCCUCCACCACCCUUGAGAACUACAACUUUGAACUGUACGACGGCCUCAAGCACAAGGUCAAACUGAACCAACAGCGCUGCUGCACUGAGGCGUGAGGCGGUUCGGGGGGGAAGGAAACCCAACAGGAGACGCAAGCGAGAGCGAGAGAUGCAGCCAUUUCGUGAAAACCUCUCACUAUUUUCUUCAUUUCCUCCAGUUCACUUUAGUGUCAUUUUACUUCCUCAGUGGCGCAGAUCCCUGGACACAUGGACAACAAGAAAGCCACUCAAAUGAGAACUCCUGCUUGGAAGACAUGACACAGUCCAGUGUUGGUAGUUGUAGUGGUGAAAAAACCAAUGAGAGAAAUACUUGGGGAUGCCCAGAUGGAUUGUUCCGUUGCGGGGAUGUCAGGCCUCAAAAAAUAAAUAUCUACACAUAUCAAUUACAGAUUCCUGCUCCACCAAAAGAGAAGUGUUUAUAAAUGCAUCAUAGAUUUGUAAGAGGUCUAGUUUUGAAACUGGAUUCUGUAAGCUACACGUACUGAGUCAGAACACAUUGUGUUGGAAAGGUGGUAGGUUAGGAACGUGCUUAGAGAGCGUCUUUUUUGAUCACAUGUGAACACAGUGGCCUAGAACUUAGCUCCUUUGUGUGGCCCGUUGACUUUUUUUUGUUCCCUCAUAGACUGCUACCUAUCAGCCUCAGUUAUCCUCUUAGUUCCCGGCAGUCUGUAGUAUUUUUAGUCACCGACGUCCAUCAAGCCUGUCUUUCGGUCACCCUCUUUCUGUUUAACGUGUUCGUUCUGGCCUGCCGCCAGCCUGUGAUGACAGAUAAGUAGAAAAAAAAGAGGCAAAGAAAGUGUACGUGUGUGUAGACGAGGGGAGGAGGGGGGCAUUUUAACACAUUCUUUUAACGACAGAGAGAGUUAUUGUUAGAUUUAGUUGUCAGAGACUGUUGUAACUGGUUCCUGUCAAAGAGAAGGUCAUGUUUACAUUGCGGUUAAUGGUGAAAGGUCAAGGAGUUUUGUCGGUGCAACCUAUGGAUUGCUGGUAAGGACAGAGACUGAACACCACGGAAGAAAGAGAGAGAGAGAGACUAUGACUGACGGAGCGCUGAAAACCCCCUGCUCUCUCUCUCGCAGGGGCGAUGUGCUUUCGCGAGGACAAAAAACAAAUAGGAUGAAAAAGCAAACGCACAGCCAGAAACAGCUCUUCUCAAUCGACUGACUGUGUGCCCGGGCACACGACAAGCCUUAAAAGCAAAACCGUUCACGGAAAUGUCGAAAAAGGAACGUUGAGGCGGCAGCGGGAAAAGAGAGGAGGUGUCCAUCUCUCUCUUUUAACAUGUGGACCUCAAAAGCCAUGAUUUAAAGGACCUACCCCCCACCCAACUCACACAUACACACAGAUCACGGCACCCCCACCUCAACCAACUGGCUCAUUACGGCCUAUUUCUGAAGUUGUUUUUGUUUUCUUUAUGUGGGCUCUCGCACAGCAAGGCGGCCAUUUUUCAGGACGGUUUUGAACCAGUCUUGCGUGCUCUGAAUGGACUCAUAAGCCAUGAGAAGGAGAGGGUGAGAGAGCAAGUCUCCCACCCAUGCACAUGCACAUACACACAUCACUUCACUUGUAUAUACAGAUGUGUAUACAGAACAUGAAUACACACCCUCUCUGGCUCAGAAACACAUGAAACUUUGGACACACACACACACACGCUGAGAGGCGCUCAGACCCAAGAAUGAUGGGAACAGUGUCAACUGCUUGGCCUGAGGUAUACAUUUGUGAUCAUGGCACACGUAAACACCGUGGAUUCGCCAUACACACGCGCACUCAACAUUUCAUCCCGUUUACUGUCACGUACACACAUGCACACACAAACGAGCCGUCCCUCUCCUCUGAGGCCCGCUUUUCUGGACCCCACUGACUCUCUUCAAAGUGCCUUGGAGCCUCGGGGAUCCAGCUUGCCUUCGGAGCCGGUAUCAGAUACUGUAAUUUGACACUGACAGGGACAGUCACAGCGCCCCCUUCUACCUGGGAGGACCAAACAAACGUUAAAAAGGACAGGAUCCCCCCUUUCGCACUGCUCGGACUGCUGUUAUUGUUGUUUUAAAGGGGUCUUUGUACAGAAAUGCUCUUUUUAUGAUUGUUAUUAUAAUUAUUGUUAUGAUUAUUUAAUAAAGGAUUUAUACCAUACA